CACCAAGUCUGUUUAUACAGUCAAGGCUUCAGACCAAGACGCUGCAGUCCACCAGCAGAGCAAAGGCUGCACAUUUAACUGCAUUUUGGAUUCAAAAAGGUUGGGUGUCAGAUUUGUCUUAAAGCUGAAGUUGUUUUAACUUUAUUUAUAAACUUCACUUAUUGGUAGCUGAUUUACGAUACAAUGGAUCUCAUUGUGUUGGUGGCAUUCAGCUCCUGGCUGGCUCCUGCAUUUGCGUCGGCAGCAGAUUAUGACAAAGACCAUGACAGUGCUUUUCACUAUGAUUAUGAAUCUCUGCGAAUCGGUGGGAUGGUGUUUGCAGUCGUUCUCUUCCUCCUGGGUAUUUUUCUGAUAGUCAGCAGAAAGUGUACAUGUUCAAGGAGUGACAGAUCAAGAUCUCGUCAUCCGGAAGUGUAAUGGCCUAUUUAAAGAGGUUAUCAAACGCCGCAGAAAAGGUUGACGGAUUGUCACCACUAGAUGGCAGCAAACGGUGUGAUCACAGCACGGGAUAGUCUUUCCAUAAAUAUGUAGUUUUUAAGACACCACAAUGUUACCAUUUCUUUCUUUUUUAUGUUUUUCUCAUAGGUAGUUUUACUAGAUGGUGUCAUAAUGUAUUGCAUGAGCAUCUGUGCAAUUUUCACAUGUAUUUGUGCAACUUUGAUUCUACAAAAUAAAUCAAUUUUGAAAUGAUAA
Molecule: messenger RNA, 693 nt
Organism: Oryzias latipes (Japanese medaka)
Lineage: Eukaryota; Metazoa; Chordata; Actinopteri; Beloniformes; Adrianichthyidae
Product: FXYD domain-containing ion transport regulator 6
Biological process (GO): regulation of sodium ion transmembrane transporter activity
Cellular component (GO): membrane
Molecular function (GO): sodium channel regulator activity
Source: RefSeq, a predicted model, not a curated record